AUGGUAGAUUCUAGUGAGAAUAAGCAAAGUGCAUCAAUUGAAUUAACAAGUGGAGGUACUGUAAAUCCUCCAGUAUUACAAUGUUUUUCUGAUGCACCAAUAGAAUGGCUUGACUCUAUCAUUAACAGACUUCAAGGAUUAUAUAAUACUAAUACUAUGAUUAACAAUGUAAUAUCAUUUGAAGAAGUUAUCUCACUUAUUUAUUUUUCAAUCAAACCAAUUAUGGCUGAUGGAACACUUAUAGAAAUUGAUGGACCAGUUAAAAUUUUUGGUGAUAUUCAUGGACAAUAUCAAAAUUUUCAUCAACUUUUGGAUAUUACUGGACGUGUCCCAACAAUCAAAGCUUUGUUUUUAGGUGAUUAUGUUGAUCGAGGACCUCAAUCUCUUGAAGUAAUAUGUUAUUUAUUAGCUUUAAAAUGUCGUUAUCCAGAUAAAUGUUAUCUUAUUAGAGGUAAUCAUGAAACACCAAGUGUCAAUAGAAUUUAUGGAUUUUAUAAUGAAUGUGGACUUAAAUAUAAUAUUGGAAUGUGGUGGGAUUUUCAAUCACUUUUUAAUAGACUACCAAUGGCUGCAUUGGUAAGUAAAAGAAUUUUCUGUAUGCAUGGAGGAUUAUCACCUGAAUUAACUAAUUUUGAUACAAUUCGUUCAACAAUACGUCCUGUAGAACCACCAGAGUCUGGAUAUUUAACAGAUUUAAUUUGGUCAGAUCCAACAAACAAAGGAGAUGGAUGGUUUUACUCAACUCGAGGAAUCUCAUGUGCUUUUGGUAGAGGUGUAGUUGAGGCAGCCUCUAAAAUAAUGGGAUUUGAUUUGAUUGUCAGAGCUCAUCAAGUGGUUCAGGAAGGAUAUGAAAUAAUGGUUGGAAAAAGUCUUAUUACUGUUUUUUCAGCACCAAAUUACUGUGGACAAUUUUGUAAUGCUGGUGCAGUUGUUUGUAUUAGUGAAAAAAUGCAGGUUUCAUUGCAACAAUUGAAAUUAACUUCACCAGCAAAUUGUAAAAAAACUGCUCCUGUAUGUGCUGCUGAUGUAAGUGAGGCAACUGCAAAUGAAGGUCUCCCUACAUGGAAUUUAAAUGAUCCUCAAAAAACAUUUACAUAUAUUCCUAAUACUCCAAAAAAUAAUGCUGGUGAUAGUAAUAAUAAUAAAUGA
Strongyloides ratti is the source of this 1149-nucleotide messenger RNA. Its product is annotated as Serine/threonine-protein phosphatase PP1-beta catalytic subunit. The record is from RefSeq and is a predicted model, not a curated record. Bases 1 to 1149 code for a protein of 382 amino acids. Lineage: Eukaryota; Metazoa; Nematoda; Chromadorea; Rhabditida; Strongyloididae. Gene Ontology annotation, molecular function: protein serine/threonine phosphatase activity. Gene Ontology annotation, cellular component: nucleus; cytoplasm. The transcript is spliced from 2 exons.